Molecule: messenger RNA, 301 nt
Organism: Anopheles coustani
Lineage: Eukaryota; Metazoa; Arthropoda; Insecta; Diptera; Culicidae
Exons: 1
Coding region: 1-186 (61 amino acids)
Source: RefSeq, a predicted model, not a curated record
AUGUCCCACAAAAAGCUUAAAGGUGGACACAUGGCCAUCAUCGAGAACUGGUACCAUCAGAUACCGGCCUUCACGGACGUGUUUACGGAGGAAAGCUUCUACAUGUUCGCGGUCUGCUUCGUGCUGGCCACCCUCGCCGUCGUGUUUGUGCUGUCGCGGUUUAUCACCCUGAAGCCGGUCGACUAGAAUGGAAAAUCGACUGCUGGGAGGGAACACACACACACAUACAUACAGAAAAACAAACUGCAUAAUAAUAGAACCCAAUGACGGUAGGCGGACGUUCGUAGCCGAACUGAUGUGA